Messenger RNA from Vicia faba (fava bean), 1494 nucleotides. The record is from the annotation of a GenBank genome assembly. Lineage: Eukaryota; Viridiplantae; Streptophyta; Magnoliopsida; Fabales; Fabaceae.
AUGGUGACAUCUACGAAAGGUGACAAUGGAGAGUCAAAGAAAAAGAAGAUAGAUGGGAACAAGGAUGUGGAUCCUCAGCUAUGGCAUGCUGUUGCUGGAACAACUGUGCAAAUUCCACAAGUUAACUCUAAGAUCUUCUACUUCCCUCAGGGUCAUGCCGAGCAUGCAUAUGAACCUGUCAACUUUCCCGCUGACAUCAACAUUCCAUCCAAAAUUCCAUGUAGAGUUGCAGCUGUUCAUUAUAGGGCUGAUCCUCGCACGGAUUUAGUGUAUGCAAAACUAAGGCUCGUUCCUCUGCAAAUUAGCCAAGUUAGUAUUGAUGAAGACAAUGUUGCUGGCGUCGAUGACAUGUCUGUAACUAAGAAUCAAUAUCAAUCUUAUACGAAAACCUUGUCAGAAUCUGAUAUAAACAAGAGUGGUGGAUUCUCUUGUCCUAAGAAGUGUGCAGAAACAAUGUUUCCUCCAUUAGACUAUUCAGAUCAGCUUCCUUCUCAGGACAUAUAUCUCAUGGAUGUGCAUGGCGAAAUGUGGAAAUUCAGACAUGUUUAUGCGACGCGGAAUAUAUUAACAACUGGGUGGAGUGAUUUUGUAACCAACAAACAACUUGAAUUGGGGGAUUCACUUGUGUUUGUGAAAGCUGCAAACAGUGAUCUUCAUAUUGGAAUUCGAAGGUCUAAAAAACGAAAUGACUGUAGAUUUAACUUUCCAUCAAAGAGGAAACCUGAAACUGGAACUCUUCUUCAACCACCAUACGGAGGACUUAGCUCGUCUUUAGGGAAUGAACGAAGAAUAGGCGAUAAGGUGAUAGGAAUUGGAAAAGUGAAGGCUGAAGAUGUUAUUGAAGCAGUAAAACUUGGUGUCAAUAUGCAACCGUUUGAUGUGGUUUACUAUCCACGGGUUGGUACUCCCGAGUUUUUUGUGAAAACCUCUUUAAUUAGAACAGCACUUCAGAUUGGGUGGGAUUGUGGAAUGAGGUUCCAGAUGGCCAUUGAAACGGACUCGUCAAAGAUAAAUUGGUUAAUGGGAACAAUUGCUUCAGUUGAGGCUGCUGAUCCAGCAUGGCCUGACUCUCUUUGGAGACUUCUGCAGGUUACAUGGGAUAAUCCUGAUUUAGUUACAAAUACGAAGAGGCUGAAUCCCUGGCAAGUUGAAACAUUACGGUACAUGUCAUCAAGUAAGGAACUGGGAUUGCCUCAACUCCCAACUUUUCCCAUGGAUGGCCAAUUUUCAAUGCCAUAUUUACCAAACUACUUUCAAACACCAAAGGGUCCAAUUAUGUAUUUACCAGAAACUAGUAUGCCUUAUUUCCAACAACCAUUUAAUCGCGAUGAUGCUACAACAUUGACAACAGUCUCUAAUAACCCGGCCUGCCGAAAGGUUCCUCUGGUGAGAGGCUGGAGUGUAAUCCCGAGAACCAAUGCAAAAAAAGAUGCUUCGGAAGGAGAAACAGUGGAGAUUGAAAAUUCAGUGAGUUCAUCAAAAGAGGCAGCGUGA